GUCCACGCGUUUUAGACACUGCAAGUGCUUUGUUCUCAGUCUCCACUAUUCGGUAGCUUAGACAGGGUGCGUAUGUUGCUCAUCUCUUCGACUAAUACAGCUCUGAAACCGGUUCUGUCAAACUUAUUUGUUUAAUGAAUAUUGAUUAGGGCGAUGCAAGUCAGGUGAAACCAUUCUAUUAUUGACAAGAAUUAAAGUACAUGGACUGCGAUUGUGAUUGAAGAGGAAUAAAAUGGCUCAGGGACAAACAGAAAAUGUUGGAGUCCGGGCGACAGAUACAACGCUCCUGGUUCCAGAGCACUCUCGACAAGGGAAACGUUUGCAACGAAAAGAAUUGCAGAUAUCGCUUAACAAUGAUUUGCUGUCCAUAUUGGAUGAGCUGGAAAUUGAAGAGGGAUUGUCGAGGAUGCAGACACUGCUGAAUGACUGUAGGUGGAACACGCUCUAUGAUCUGAUUGAAGAAAUGAAGAACUGGGACGUUUUGACAACGAUUCCAGAACCGAAGACAUUCUUAUUCAACAGCAAGAUACAGCCGACUUUUGGAAAAAUUCUCGAACGCAACAUUUUCUACCAACCAUAUUUAGAAUGCUUCAUCACCAGAUUCUCCGCAUACAAUGAGAGAAUCGUCCCGGAACUGAACGCCCCAAUCCACUAUGCCGUCGAAUCGCUAAAUGUCAGCUUAAUCACCUGGCUGCUGUCGCAGCCAUCAAUCGACAUCAACAUCCGAAAUAAGCAAAGCAAAACGGCCCUGUUUCUACUGUGUGAGCAAUACGACGCCGUGGUGAACAGUCCGAAGUUUAAGAAACGCGCCCUCCAGUUGUCCAGAAGUCCCAUCAAAGCGGAAGACAUCCGGCAAUGCAUUCUUUUGCUGCUCGACCAUGGUGCGGACUUCAACGUCUGUAGCGAUCGGCUGAAGCUGCCGUUCGAGCAUCUGUCCAGGAAUUCCUCCAAUGAGAAUAAAACAUUUCUGAUGGAGUGCGUAGCGCGGUUCAAAGGUGCCAUAGCUGUUGGGAAGAGGGGUGGUGCAAAGCAACUGUGUCUUGGGUUCUAUCAGGACUGGGUGCCGGUCAACAUCACAGUUCAGCUACUGGAGAUCAUGCUGAGGUUCAAAGACAUACAGCGUUUCGACCGAGAGUUUCAGAAGUUCAAGGUUGAUGAAUGUAAUGUGCGAUGCGUGAUUCGUCUGCUGUUGCACAUCGCUGUCGAGCUUGAUAUGGAGCGCACGGUGAAGAAAAUCGUGGAGCAUGCGGGUCAGAUUAUCUUCAAAACCGUGAAGCCGGUGGUCUCCAAAAAACGUGCCAUGCGUGUUUGCCCACCAGAUCAGGAACAAGAUGCGAAAACUUCCGAAUUAGUUUACCGAGUGGAGCUGAAGGGACUUCUGAAGAAAGCUUGCGAGUGUGGGAAUGUAGCGACACUAACCCUACUAUUGGGAAACAUCACCGAUCGGGUGCUGGUGAAUGACGAUCCAAUUUUGGUGUUCACUCUGAACCGCGCUCAGGAGCUGUGGAGACGUGAGGAGGAGCGAAUUCGGGUGCUACAGUGCGCCGAAUUGUUGGCAAAAGACCAGAAGAUUUAUCUCACUCGGACGGACAACAAUGGCAACACCGCUUUGCAUACAUCGUUGAAGUUCGGCUUCAAUGAUAUUGCUCUGGAUCUCAUGCAGCAGAAAUACGCUUUCCUCGGUGCUCGGAACAAAGACAACCAAACUCCGCUUGACUUUGCGCGGUUUGAUUUUUGGAAGAUGUACUUUGAUCAGUGUGUCACGAUUGAUGUUCGACGGUCGUACUUCGAUCGAAACGAGAUCCGACUCAACCUCAAUGGAUUUGAUCCGUACAUCUUCAAGAAGCGCCAAACGAAGAAGGCCUCACCCAAGGAUCGGAGCGAGAUGAAUCUCUGGCGAAUCGUGGAGAAAGCGUCUUCAACGAAUGUUUCUAGCCAGCAGCCCCACGAGUCGUUCGUUACCGAAAUGGAUCCCGUCAAAAUCAUCGCAAAGUCCAAGGAACUUAAACGUCUUUUACUUCAUCCAGUUAUCUACACCUUCAUUCUGGUCAAGUGGCUUCGUCUCACCAAGUGGAUUUAUCUCAAUCUGAUUUGCACUCUCGCAACUGUUAUUUGCUUCGGAAUGCAUUCGCUCGACACAUGUAACGGUGACAAUCAUUCUUCUAUUAUUGUCACAGCAUUUACCUGGAUCGGUGCUGUCUACAUGAUCAGCCGAGAAAUUGUUCAGAUUCUGUUUCUUCGACUUAAUUACUUUUCUUCAUUUGACAACUACGUGGACAUAGCGACGAUCAUCUCCAUGGUCAUCGUUCUGCAGGACGGUUGCCGAUCGAUACUGUCUUCGCUGAUCGUCAUAGCUUUCGCUCUCCAGCUUACCGUGCUCAUAGGAUCACUGCCGUUCAACACGCUUUCCACUUACAUGCACAUGUUCAAAACGGUAUCGGUGAACUUCAUGAAGAGUUUUCUGCUCUUCAUCCCACUACUUGGAGCCUUCACGUAUAGCUUUUUCCUGUCCUAUAAUGAUCGAACUAUACCGCGUAAUGCCACGAACGAAGAGGUCCCGUUCAAUACCUUCAGUAGUUUUUCCGACGCUGCACUGAAAACUUUGGUUAUGACUACUGGCGAAUACGAAGCCGCUGGCGUAGACUUCAGCGGCGGCAAGAUCGUUCUCUUCGUCCUAUUCAUUUUCUUUGCUCCGAUUGUUGUCCUAAACCUGAUCAACGGUCUUGCCGUCAGUGACAUCACCUCCAUCAAAGAGGAGUCCGAGUUGAUUAGUUUGCGGAAAAAGGUCUUGAUAUUGGAACGCUAUGAACGCGGACUUCGGGACAUGCCGAUCCAGUUUAUCCGUCGGAUGUUUCCGACUUCGUUCUUCGAAAACCACUCGUACGUGAUUGUGGUCAAGCCGAAGGAGCUUCGCAAGAUUCUGGUGCAGCAAAUCAAUCCACAGGCGGGAAAUCAGCCGCGCGAACAGAACCUUCCGAAAGGCGUGUGGUGUGUCGUCCCAAACAUGCCCGGUGGAUGGUUGGUGAGGGGUUCGGAAGGGUUCUUUGUGAAUCUGAAAUUCCUUAAAUUUCCACUUUUCUGUACACUGGACGAACAUAUCAUGGACGAAGCGUUGCAAAUUGUCGACGCCAGUAUUAUGCUGCGGGAAAUAAUGGACACCAAACGAAUGGAGAUCGCUUCCUCUAUGAGCAGUUUCACAGAAAGUGACGAUAAGUUGGACGAGAUGAAGACGGAAAUUACGAAAAUGAGAACCCUUCUGGCGAAAGUGAUUCAACAGAAGCAACCUAAGAAGAGGAAAUUCUCCGCGAAUAAAACUAAAGUAAUAAAAGAAGUUGACGACGUGGGUGACAAGCUCGCACGGGCUACCAAAGUCGCUAAAGCCGUGGGGAAGUUUAAAAAAGGCAAAAAGAAGCCAAAAUCCUAGAAGAUCAUAUAGUGCGAAGUAAGGAAUAGUCAACACAUUUUAGAAUUUUGAAUCAA
This is a messenger RNA of Armigeres subalbatus, 3480 nucleotides long. RefSeq names its product transient receptor potential cation channel protein painless-like. Gene Ontology annotation, cellular component: membrane. Lineage: Eukaryota; Metazoa; Arthropoda; Insecta; Diptera; Culicidae. The coding region runs from base 233 to 3424 and encodes 1063 amino acids. The transcript is spliced from 4 exons. Gene Ontology annotation, molecular function: monoatomic ion channel activity. Gene Ontology annotation, biological process: monoatomic ion transport; transmembrane transport. The record is from RefSeq and is a predicted model, not a curated record.